Cucurbita maxima (winter squash) is the source of this 2557-nucleotide messenger RNA. RefSeq lists its product as uncharacterized. NCBI's taxonomy places the organism in Eukaryota, Viridiplantae, Streptophyta, Magnoliopsida, Cucurbitales, Cucurbitaceae. The record is from RefSeq and is a predicted model, not a curated record. The transcript has 15 exons. The coding region runs from base 502 to 2331 and encodes 609 amino acids. Gene Ontology annotation, biological process: cellular response to calcium ion; regulation of stomatal closure; de-etiolation.
UGAAGAACUUCUGUUCUUGUAGAUGUAGAACAUAAAAACAGUAAUAAAUAACAUAGCGAGAAAAAAAAUUAAAUGAUCAGUUGAAUGGGUGAGCAGUCUCUAAUCCAGUGUGAUCAUGAAGUGACAGAGAUUAGCAUUAAUCAGAAGUAAAAUCUGAGGCAGCGAGCAAAGCCACAUGGAAUCAAGAACAAGAUUUUCACACCCCACCAAUAGCAAAACGAGAGGCGAAGAACAAGAGUUGAAGAUGAAGUUUCUUCAAUAAGCCACACGAUUCGAUCCCUUCUAUCUAAUUUCUCUUUCAACUUUCUUCACCCAAUCCCGUCUUUCGAACAUUCAUCUCUCACGAUCUUCAUGUAAGUUCUGCUCUGUUCAGCUCACUGCACUCUCGCACUAUCAUUUUUUCAGGUGUUCUGAUACCUAGUUCUUCCAUGGAUCGCCAAUGGAUGAAAGGCUGUUGAAGCUUUUUCCCUCAUUACUGCGAUUCGUUGGAUUCAAUUCAAAAUGUUGUCGGUUUGCUCGGCGACGCCCAACUGUUCUUCUCAAUCUAAGAUUACUUUCCAUGGCGGCCUGAGACUCUUGCUCCCAUCCCAAAAGGGUGUUCAAGUUGGUAGCCAUGGAGGUUUUCCUAAAGCUUUUGCCACAAGAUCUUCUUUCUCUGAUUUGGCUACAAGCGCUCAACAGCAAUUAUCCAUAGGUGGAGUGAAAUAUGUAGAGAAUUCCAGUUUAUCAGCAGGAGGAGAGGCACUCCUUGAUGUCUCUGGACAACAUCGUGAAAUUCCAUCAGUUCAUGAAACCGUGUCAACCGAUAACAUUGCAUCUGAGAAAACACUCUUUGUGUCGGACUCUCUAAAUUUUGAUAACAAUUCAGUUUUGAAUACGAAAGCAAGUGCUUUGGGUUUCUUUGAUCGGGUCAGCGAGUCUUUUAAUGCUUCUAUUCAACAAGGGGAAAAUCUGGUCGAAAAAUCACUGGAUACAAUAAACUCAUCCACAUCAGCCUUGAUUAAACGGGGCAAUCAAAGUGUUGAUGAUGCCUUCAAUAGCAUAUUUUCAUCUGUUGAUCAGAUUGGGGAACAAGGUCGUAAUCGACUGUCCAACUUUUCAACUGGGUUCAAGGAAGGCUCGUUCAAAGCUUCUGUUUCCGCAAUCGACGUGUUGAGACAAGCAGUUGUUGCAAUUGAGGAUUCUCUAGCAAAUGCAACUUCAUUUGUUGUCUACUCAUAUGGAUCAGUCAAGGAAGUCUUUCCUCCUGAAAUCAGGGAUGCUCUAAGUUCAUCUGAGCAAAGAGCAGCUGAAAUUUUUAGCCCUGUCAGGACUGGUUUUCAGAAGAUUUACCUCACCAUUGAGAGUUUGGAGAAAAUCCUCGGCUUAGAUCCAAGUGAUCCGCUUGUUCCAUUUGUACUCCUCGUUGGAAGCUCUGUCACUCUGUGGGUUUUCUAUUGGAGGAGGACAUAUGGUGGUUAUUCUGGAGAUUUAUCUCCUCAAUCAACUUUCGAGCUUCUGAAAGGAUCAGAAAACGCUGUUCUUAUUGAUGUCCGGCCUGAGGAUUUGAGAGAAAAAGAUGGGAUUCCUGAUCUUAGACGUAGAGCGCGAGCUCGCUACGCAAGUGUAACUCUACCAGAGGUUGAUGACUCUAUCCGGAAGUUAGUAACGAAUGGAAGAGACCUUGAUGACGCUUUACUUGCUUCUGUCAUCCGGAACUUAAAGAUUGUUGAGGACAGGUCCAAGGUUAUCAUCAUGGAUGCCAAUGGUACAGGUUCUAAAAACAUUGCAAGAUCAUUGAGAAAACUUGGGAUCAAGAAACCAUACUUGAUCCAAGGUGGAUUUCGGUCCUGGGUGAAGGAGGGCCUCCGCAUCAAGGAGCUCAAAUCUGAAACAGCACUUAGCAUACUUAAUGAGGAAGCUGAGGCGAUCUUGGCGGAAAUAAAUCCAUCUCCCGUGCAAGUUCUGGGUUAUGGUUUGGGUCUCGUUGCAACUUUAUAUGCUUUACUAGAGUGGGAGACAUCCUUACAAAUAAUUGCCAUCCUGGGCCUCGGUCAGACAAUUUAUCGGCGAGUUUCUUCCUAUAAUGAUGCUGAAGAUUUAACUAAAGAUGUCAGGCUGUUGCUUACUCCAGUCAGUCUUGGAGCUCAGGCAUUAUCAUGGGCGGCCGGGAAAGUUGAGACAAAUGGCGUUGGACUACCGACGUCUCCUUCGUCCUCGGAUGUGCAAAACAGGGUGCUGCAGGCUGCUGCAAAGCACGAAUCUCAGCCUUCAGUGGACGAAGGUAUCCAAAACAGACCGGCGGAGGCAACAAUUCCAGUCAGUGAGGGCGUAGAUCUUUCUGAGGCAUAGAACAUGAUUUUCUGGGAUUGCAUAUUAAUGGUUGUUGAUGAAAGCCCCUUCUUCUGAUCUGAUCUUGAUUGUCGAUCCAGGUACACUAACAGUAUAGCAUGUUCAAAUAGAUGACUGCUUGGAUCAGUUACUCAAGAAAAUUUGUGAGCUGAUUUCAUUGCCUUGUCUUCUCUCUUUCUCUCUCUCUCUCUUCAGAAAAGAUGUAGAGUUCUUUGCAUAUACUAAA